AUGCGGCCAGUCAGCUUUUGGACCGGGGCGCUGCUUCUGGCCGCCGCCGAAGCUUAUGUUCCUGUGGGCAGGACCUCCCUGCAGCACGCGGAUCUGGAUCGUGCAGAGGCCGACGCUGAGGCAUCGGCGUCGCCGCCCCAAAGCGGUCGAGGCGGCCUCGAGGUCGCACUGGGCUUCGGCGCCGGCUGCGCGGCCGCCGCGCUGAGCAGAAGGCGCGUGCUGUCACUGUCCUCGCUGUCCUUGUCUCUGCCGUUGCAGGCACGUGCCCUCGGCCGAUCAGAGGAGAAGUCCGGAGAUCUCCAAAAGGUUGACAUCAACAACGCCAGCAGCAUCGAAUACCGGCAGUUCAAGGGGCUGUACCCCACCGGGGCGGCAAUCAUCGCUGGCAAUGGCCCGUACAACAAGAUAGAAGACGUCUACAACCUUCCCGGCAUCAGAAACGACGAGAUGAUGAAGGAGCCGCUUUGCGAUGCGGUUGCGAUGCAUGUGAUCUUCUCUGGGGAUGCCGUGGAGCUCCAGCGAUCCUUGAGGUUGACCAUGGACGCGCCGCUAUCAAGAAAUGCGCAGAGUGUGGGCCAGCAAUGGGAUGGGCAGACCCAGACCGGGAACGUCGAGGAAAAGGCUUGCGAUCGGUGCGAUAGGCGCACUCCGUACCUCCAUUGCAUGGCAUCGCAGUUGUUGAAGGCGCAGGCAAAGCGGGUACUGGUCCUGGGCCUGGGCGGUGGGCUGCUUCCCCAGGCCCUCAGCUCCUUUGGCAUGGAGGUGGUCGCGGUGGAGAGUUCCUCUGUGGUGCUGGACCUUUCACAGCGCUUCUUUGGCCUUGAGGACCGCGGAGUGGAGCUAGUCCACGCCGAUGCCGAAGAAUUUGUGCGAUCCACGGGCAGGCUCGACUUCGAUGCCUGCGCCAUUGACAUCUUCCAGGGGCACAGCUCCUCAACGCCUGCCUUCACAAGGUCGGUGGAGUUCCUGCGCAUCCUGGAGAAUUCACUGAGGCCCGGCGCCUGCGUUUUGCAGAACGCCAUCGAUGCCACGGGCGCCUUCUGCGCCUCGCGCGGCGCCAUUCCGCGGAGCCGCGGAAGGGCCGUGCGGUGCACGGCGCGGCGCCGCGACGCGGCGCCCCGGGGCCCGCCCGGGGGCUCAGUUGAUGCGAGUUGGUGGUUUUGA
Molecule: messenger RNA, 1164 nt
Organism: Effrenium voratum
Lineage: Eukaryota; Dinophyceae; Suessiales; Symbiodiniaceae
Source: the annotation of a GenBank genome assembly